UGAGAGCAUGGGGUGGUACUCCUUUACCGUCCUUGCAACUGUUGCUUUCUUCCUAGAAAUCUCACGCUUCUGCUGGUGUGCAACCUGCAUAGAAGCAGAAAGAUUGGCGCUUCUGGAGUUCAAAGACAGCCUCUCCGGCAACUUGAACCCGCUCGCUUCGUGGACAGGCAAAGAUUGCUGCCAAUGGGAAGGAGUCAGCUGCAACAACGGCACCGGAUAUGUUGUCAAGCUCGACCUCCGAAACCCGGUCUAUCCAGAUUCGCAUGGAUAUAUCCUUGAAGUUUCCGACCACUUGAAAGCCAACGCUGUCAACCCGUCUUUGCUGGAGUUGAAACAUUUGGAGUACUUGGACUUGAGCUGGAACGAUUUCAUGGGAAGCCAGAUUCCCACUUUCUUUGGUUCAAUGCAAAGAUUGCGAUAUCUUAAUCUUUCCAAUGCACGCUUUAAUGGGAUUGUUCCUGAUGAGCUUGGGAAUCUGUCUGGGCUGCAUGCUCUUGAUCUUAGCAGCGGUGCAAGCGAAUAUGAUUUUCAGCUGUCAGUCAGCAACCUCCAAUGGCUUUCCCGUCUUUCAGCUGUGACACGCCUUGACAUGAGCUGGGUGAACCUGCGGAACGCCUCUGACAUUGUUCAGGUACUCAACAAGCUUACCCUUUUGGCUGAUUUACGCUUGUCAUCGUGUGGACUUGGUGAUCAUCAUGUUAAUAUGUUCCAUGAUUAUGUCAAUUCCACGCUUCUUCAACACUUUGACGUUAGUGUAAACGCACUCCAAGGUCCUAUCCCUGAUAAUAUUAGGCACAUGACUGCGCUCAAAGUCCUUGAUCUUUCUGCCAAUCUCUUUGGUUUUACAAUUCCUCCAUGGUUGAGUAGCCUGGAAAGCCUUGUGCAGCUCAAUCUUGGCUUUAAUAAUUUAACUGGGGAGAUUCCAAAUGCUUUGGGAAAUCUCAGUUCUCUCGUACUCCUAGACCUGUCGUUUAACUCGUUAGAGGGAGGGAUACCAAGUUCUUUGUGGAAUCUUUGUAGCUUGAAAGUGUUGGAUUUAACCAUGAACAGGUUAAACGAAACAAUAGCAGAGCCUUCUAAAGAUGCUUCUGGGUGCAUUGGGAGCAGUCUAGAGAAACUGGGUUUGAGAUGGAACAGGCUUAUAAGUCCUUUGCCUGAUUGGUUUUCACAGUUUUCGAACCUAAAAGUCCUUGAUCUCGCCAACAACUCAUUCUAUGGUCCCAUUCCAGCAUCAUAUGGGACUUUGACCAACUUGAGAAUGUUGGAUUUUUCUCAUAAUCGUCUAAAUGGAACAGUUCCAGAAUCAUUUGGGCAACUUUCUCUGCUUGAGAAAUUACUCAUGAACACCAAUUUCUUGCGAGGAACCAUGACAGAAGCCCACCUUGCCAACCUCUCAAGAUUAGAAGAAUUAGACAUUGGUGUCAACUCUUUGGAUUUGAGAAUAAAAUCUGACUGGUUGCCCCAAUUUCAAGUCAAUUACAUAAACAUGAGAUCUUGCAAUAUUGGUCCUCAAUUUCCUUCUUGGCUCCGGAUGCAAAAAAGGGUCAUUACCUUGUAUCUCUCCAAUACAAGCAUAGCAGAUGUUCUGCCGCAGUGGCUUCCGAACCUCAACUUUUCCUAUUUGGACCUAUCCUUGAACCAGAUCAGUGGCAGGCUGCCAACAUUUUCCAAACCAGAUUCUUUCUACAUGAAUCUUUACUUGAGUAACAACAAAUUUGAAGGCCCCUUGCCAACUUUUCCUUCUAUUCUAAAUAGGUUGGAUCUCACUAACAACUUAAUUUCUGGUCCAAUUCCAGAAGAUAUUGGCAGCAUGACGCCUACACUGGACAAUUUACUUCUCUCUGGCAAUCAAAUAACCGGUUCUAUCCCAGACUCAUUGUGCAAAAUAAAUACCCUGCGAGUUCUUGAUCUCUCCAAAAACAUGCUAUUUGGUGACAUCCCAGAUUGUUGGAGCGACUUCAAGAUUUUGGUUGUUCUAGACUUUUCGGUCAACAAUUUUUCUGGGGUCAUCCCAUCCUCAAUUGGAAAUGCAACCUCGCUGCAGUCUUUGCAUUUGAGCAACAACAGUCUUUGGGGAGAGCUGCCGUCGUCCUUGAGAAAUUGUACAAGCAUGGUUAUUUUCGAUGGUGGUGAAAAUGGAUUAUCCGGAAAUAUACCUAGAUGGAUUGGAGAGAGCAUGUUGAACCUUGAAAUUCUUCGCCUACGAUCAAAUAAGUUUGAGGGCACUAUUCCUUCAGAAAUAUGUCACCUUAUUGAGCUUCGGGUGCUUGACCUUGCAGACAACAAUCUACCAGGAACAAUCCCUGUAUGCUUUGGCAAUUUGAAGGGCAUGACUUCAGGGUAUGCAACAACAAGUGACAUUGGUCUGUACAAAUGGUCAACUACUUAUGGAGAAAACAUGGUUCAGUUCAUGAAAGGGAAACAGCUUGAGUACACCAAGACACUCAAGUACCUAAUUAACAUGGAUCUUUCCAAUAAUAAACUGAUCGGAACUAUCCCGGAGGAGUUAACAAGCCUUGCAGGACUACACGGCUUGAACUUGUCCAAUAACCAUUUGACAGGGAACAUCCCUGCCAUGAUUGGCAAGAUAACGGCAUUGGAGUCUUUGGACUUUUCAAGAAACCAGCUCUCUGGCGUAAUUCCACAAACAAUGUCUGUGCUAACUUCUCUAAGCCAUUUGAACUUGUCCUACAACGACCUGUCGGGACAAAUUCCAUCAGGCAGUCAGCUGCAGACCUUUGCUAAUUCCAGUUACAUUGGCAACCAUCAACUCUGUGGCUUUCCACUAUCCAAGUGUGCAAGCUCUGAGCCGCCGCCGCCGCCUCAAGCUGACAGCGGAGCAGGAAAUGAAUCUGAAAUAGAAGGGUUGUACAUCUCCAUGUCUGCAGGGUAUGUGAGUGCACUAUGGGGAGUUCUUGGUGUCAUGAUGUACAAGAAGAAAUGGAGGGAAGCUUAUUUCAGCUUCGUGGAUAACGUCAAGGAGAGGACAAUUUCAGUCUUUAAAGAGAAGGUAGCCACGCCAAAUAGAACGUCCAGGAGCAACCCAAUAGAAUGGAGCUGGUGAAGGAACAUUGAGGAAUGGAUGGAGAUACAAGGUGAAGAUCCUUGGUGAAUGGUGAAGUGAAGACAGUUUUUCAACUAUCAAUGUAGUAGCUACUGUAGUGUGUGCCAAAAUUCUAAAUAAACAAAAAAGAGUAUACUUUUUUGAUAGAUAAGGAUUUCCUAUAGUUAGCUUGCUCUUUAGCUCCUUCGUACUGUUUGUGGUUUGAGUAGACAAUAUAUGUAGGAUUAAAGAUGUUUAUACAAUUUUCAGUAUGGUGACAUAUUGCUUGA
This is a messenger RNA of Alnus glutinosa, 3333 nucleotides long. Its product is annotated as receptor-like protein EIX2. The record is from RefSeq and is a predicted model, not a curated record. The transcript is spliced from 2 exons. The coding region runs from base 8 to 3064 and encodes 1018 amino acids. NCBI's taxonomy places the organism in Eukaryota, Viridiplantae, Streptophyta, Magnoliopsida, Fagales, Betulaceae. Gene Ontology annotation, molecular function: protein binding.